AUGAUGGCCGUUCAUGCAGUCAACGAAUCUCCCAUGGCAGCAAUUAUGUCAAUAUCACCGGGACGUAGACGAUGCACGGAGUCAGGUACCUCGUCGGAACGGAUGCUUAAAUUUUGUAGCUCUGCCCUUGUCAUCUGCCACUUCGUAUUCCCGAUUUUUGCCCAACAACAAGCCAUUGAUGAACUUUUGCGUUUGUCCGGCAUCCAGCGGGAACCCUUUACUCCUGUGAAUGCUCGCGGCAGCCAUUUGCCAAUUUAUACUAACUUCGAAAAUCUCCGCGAUAUUUACAGCGUCUUCCGGGGCAGUCUGGUAAAUCGCAAUGAAAAGGCGAAUUUGGAACUGAAUCGUCAAAGGGGAAAGUUGCAAAAGAAAAUACAAAAGUCGCAAAAAUUCCCCUGCCCGCUGAAUGGAACCCGCUCGGCGGAGGUACCCGACUCCGUGCAUCGUCUACGUCCCGGUGAUAUUGACAUAAUUGCUGCCAUGGGAGAUUCGUUGACUGCAGGAACAGCCAUCAUGUCGGAAAGCCUUCUGGAUGAUAUUGCCGAAUAUCGUGGUGUGGUGUCCACAGGUGGUGGUCUGCGAGAUUGGAGAACCUUUCUCACCCUGCCGAAUAUUAUUAAGGUAUUUAAUCCCCAACUCUAUGGCUAUGCCAUUGGCAAUGUGGUGUCCCGUGAAAGGGCUUCACGUUUUAAUGUUGGCGAAGGUAGUGCCUUGACCUUGGAUAUGCCAUACCAGGCAAGGGUUUUGAUUCGGCGCCUCGAAAGGGAUCCCAAGGUGGAUAUGUCGAAGCAUUGGAAACUCAUUACCCUCUUCAUCGGGGGCAAUGAUGUCUGCUUUGAUAUGUGUUAUUAUCGGACAAUGGAGGAAUUUUAUCAGGUGCAUCGUCGUAGCCUUUACAAGACUUUGGAAAUUCUCAAGGCCCACAUACCACGGGCCUUGGUGAAUGUAAUGUCCACACCGAAUAUUCCGGAUAUAGUAAAGGGGAUAAAUAACCUGCCAUUGGCAUGUGAGGCAACGCAUAUUUUUGCCUGCCAUUGUAUAGUAAGAAGGAAACAUGAUCCCCAGCAAUUACAGGACCUAUCGAAGGCGGUACGAAAGGUUCAAGAAAUCGAUGAAGAGGUUGCUAAUUUGCCGGAAUUUCAAAGUGACGACUUUGCGGUGGUCUAUCAGCCAUUAAUGCGAAAUUGGUAUACUCCAACGAAUCGGAAAGGAAAUACCGAUUAUCGAUAUUUUGGUCCUGACUGUUUUCAUCUGAGUCAAUUGGGUCACGCCGCGGUGGCCAAUAUGCUGUGGAAUAAUAUGUUGCAGCCCGUGGGAGCCAAGGAUGACAGCUUUCAUCCAAAGGCCUUUGAGGUCUUUGAAUGUCCCAGUGAAGAGCGACCAUAUUUGGCCACAAGGGGGAAUAGUGGAAAAAUAUAA
Messenger RNA from Musca vetustissima, 1419 nucleotides. Its product is annotated as phospholipase B1, membrane-associated-like. Gene Ontology annotation, biological process: phospholipid metabolic process. The transcript is spliced from 2 exons. Lineage: Eukaryota; Metazoa; Arthropoda; Insecta; Diptera; Muscidae. Gene Ontology annotation, molecular function: glycerophospholipase activity. Bases 1 to 1419 code for a protein of 472 amino acids. The record is from RefSeq and is a predicted model, not a curated record.